CGGGGCGGCCCGGGGACUGGGGCGGAAAGGGCUGUUCCUGAGCCUUUAGAGCCCGCGGUGCCUGCGCCGACGCGGAAUCGGGUGCUUUGAAGACGCUAGGGGGCGUCUCCAGGCGGCUGCUGCGGUCGGGGACCGGUUUGUAGGCGGACCGGAAGUGCCCGGCUACACGGCGGAAUGGACCGUGGGGAGGCCCCAGUCCUGACCUGCCUGCGACUGCUGAGGCCGCAGCCAUCCGCCCCGCGUGAUCUGAACAGCGCUGUGUUCCAGCUCCCCGAGCGCCUGGGACCGCCACCCACAGAACAUGUUCCUGGCGCGUCUGACUUCUCAGCUUCUCAAGGCUGUCCCCUGGGCAGGCUGCAGUCGGCCCUGGCCUCUCUCAGGAGUGUUGGGCAGUCAUGCCCACAGGCCCCAGUACAGCACAAAGCCAGAGGGCCCAAGGAAGGCUGUCUCCCUCCCUGGUAAGGGGGCCCAGCUGGAGCUUGAGGAGAUGCUAGUCCCCAGGAAGAUGUCCAUUAGCCCGCUGGAGAGCUGGCUCUCUGCCCAGCACCUCAUGCCCAGACUGAAUGCUGGGGCCCCUGGGGCUGUGGCUGCAGCGGAGUUUUAUGAAUGUCCACCUAGUCAGGUGGGAGAAGGGGCCAAACAGAAGGGUGAAGGGGUCCAGGAUGCACCUUGCAUGCAGUGCAAAAAUGUGCUGAAGAUCCGCCGGCGGAAGAUGAACCACCACAAGUACCGAAAAUUGGUCAAGAGGACACGAUUUCUGCGGCGAAAGGUCCGGGAAGGACGCCUGAAACGGAAGCAAAUCAAGUUCGAGAGAGACUUGAAGCGCAUCUGGCUGAAGGCAGGCCUGAAGGAAGCUCCCGAAGGCUGGCAGACCCCCAAGAUCUAUCUGAAGAGCAAAUGAGUCUGGUUUCCCUGUCCCCUGCCCCUGUUGCUACUGGUGACCCGUUGUAAUAAAUGUGCAGAGGACUCAACUGUCUUGGGCUAGCUUGGA
Messenger RNA from Nycticebus coucang (slow loris), 991 nucleotides. RefSeq names its product aurora kinase A interacting protein 1 (gene AURKAIP1). Gene Ontology annotation, biological process: mRNA processing. NCBI's taxonomy places the organism in Eukaryota, Metazoa, Chordata, Mammalia, Primates, Lorisidae. The record is from RefSeq and is a predicted model, not a curated record. Gene Ontology annotation, cellular component: mitochondrion. The transcript has 4 exons. Bases 302 to 901 code for a protein of 199 amino acids.